Molecule: messenger RNA, 666 nt
Organism: Lachnellula hyalina
Lineage: Eukaryota; Fungi; Ascomycota; Leotiomycetes; Helotiales; Lachnaceae
Product: Cysteine dioxygenase
Exons: 4
Coding region: 1-666 (221 amino acids)
Biological process (GO): L-cysteine catabolic process
Molecular function (GO): ferrous iron binding; cysteine dioxygenase activity
Source: RefSeq, a predicted model, not a curated record
AUGGUAUCUGCAUUAGCUGGAGGUGCCAUGGGAGCAGGAGGCUCGUUUGCGGGCAACUCGCGAGAUCAGCCAGAUGCUUUUCAAACACUCGUCGCUGACCUCUCGAGACUUCUUGGUCCCUCCUCAGGUAUCGACUCGGCGGAUGUAAAUGUCGGCGAACUAAAGAAGCUUAUGGAGGAUUAUGUUUCGUGUGAGGAAGACUGGGCGAAAUACGCAUUCUCAGAUCAUUCCCGCGGCUACACUCGCAACCUCGUCGACAAAGGAAACGGAAAGAGCAAUCUCUUAGUCCUCGUCUGGUCCCCUGGCAAAGGAAGUCCAAUCCACGACCAUGCCAACGCGCACUGCCUAAUGAAAGUCCUCAAAGGCAGCUUAAAAGAAAGCCGCUACUCGAUACCUGCGGACGCUGAUCACGAGACCGCGACGGCGGGGGCACCGGUAUGUUUGAGUGAGAAGGUGUAUGGCGUGGGACAGGUAGCUUAUAUGGCUGAUGAGCUUGGGGUCCAUCGGAUUUCUAAUCCUGAUGAGAUGGGGGUGGCUGUUAGUUUGCAUCUCUAUACACCACCCAAUGCCGCGAAAGCAGGCUGCAAUAUUUUCAACGAGAACACGGGCGCGAAGUCCCAUGUACAGCAGAAUAACUUCUUCUCCGAAUUCGGGGUCAAGAUCUGA